Messenger RNA from Myripristis murdjan (pinecone soldierfish), 1068 nucleotides. It is a transcript of the gene rwdd1, whose product is annotated as RWD domain containing 1. The transcript is spliced from 7 exons. Bases 120 to 842 code for a protein of 240 amino acids. The record is from RefSeq and is a predicted model, not a curated record. Gene Ontology annotation, molecular function: protein binding. Lineage: Eukaryota; Metazoa; Chordata; Actinopteri; Holocentriformes; Holocentridae.
GCCGAUAAGCUCGAUCAGCAGCGGGCCACUCAGACCUGGGAUGAACACGCAGCACCAGCACGGCCAGCGUGUUAGCAUUAGCGGUGAUGCUUUUCCCAAUGUCUAGAUAACGCAACAAAAUGACGGACUACGCCGAGGAGCAGAGGAAUGAGCUGGAGGCUAUAGAGUCGAUCUACCCAGACUCUUUCACAGUGCUGUCAGAGGUGCCCACCAGCUUCACUAUCACUGUAACGUCAGACGCUGGAGAGAAUGAUGAAAUGGUGGAAGCAACAUUAAAGUUCACCUACGUAGAGAAAUACCCAGAUGAGCCACCGCUUUGGGAGAUCUAUUCCCAGGAGAAUCUGGAGGACUCUGACGCAGAGGACAUUCUCAGCUUACUGCAGCAACAGGCAGACGAGAACCUGGGCAUGGUGAUGAUUUUCACCCUGGUGACAGCCGUUCAGGAGAAACUGAAUGAGAUUGUUGACCAGAUCAAAAACAGACGAGAGGAAGAGAAACGGCGGAAAGAAAAGGAGGCAGAAGAGGCUGAGAAGGUGGCUUUCCAAGGCACUGUGGUAACCAUCGAAAACUUCCUGGCAUGGAAAGCCAAGUUUGAACUGGAGAUGGCCGAGCUGAGGAGGAAAAAACAGAAAGAGGAGGAGCAGGCAGGAAAACACAAACUCACCGGUAAACAGCUGUUUGAGACGGACCACAACCUCGACACGUCUGACAUUCAGUUCCUUGAAGACGCUGGAAACAACGUUGAAGUGGACGAGUCUCUGUUCCAAGACAUCGACGACCUGGAUUUGGACGAGGACGACCCAGACUUUGACCCUUUAGAAAUGGGCAGCGAUGAGGACUAAAGCAGAGCAGGACAGAGGACUGACAGGAGGAAGCCUGCUCGCCUAGCAACCGGAAUAUGAAUAUACGCAGUCAUGUCCGAAAAAACCAACCACCACAUUUAUUUUUGAAAGACUUUAAUCAGUGGUUGGGGUGCAGAUCUUCAUAAAAGCGGUCUAAGGGAAUGUAAACACCAAUAGUUGUUCAUUUCUAACCUGAAGCAAUUAAAUAUGACAGAUUGAUAUCCUG